UUAUUAUAAACAAUAAAAUUUAAUUAUGACUUGAUUGUACUAUAAACUGGAAUGGAACGAUGAAAGGAAGACACUUGUUUGGCAUUGACUGUACGACGCAUGGAUAAUCUGAUUCUUGAUAAGUAUGUUUAGUUACGUCACCAGGUAUGGGAGCAUGCUGUCGUGUAACGUUGUGUGCGUGAUAGAGUCAAGCCACAGAGCACAAAUUUAUGUUGAGCGCAUGCGUAAACGUUGUCGUGGUUUACUUGCGAAUUCUAUUCGGAUCCGCUUUGACAUGGACAAUUGUUUCGCAUACUUCCGAAUAGUUCAAUGUAGAUAAUGUUUGCGGUUUGCGGUUGUCUAGAUCGUUAUUAGCAGUGUGAAAUUAAGGGUGCUUACGUUCGUACAUCUACAGCGUUCAACGUUUCGAUUUCAGCACAAUAAAGGAAUAAAAUGGCUGGGUUUUCAUCGAAAGCUACAUUACGUUCAAAAUGGGGCGAUCUAGUCGAAAAUGGCACUACAAACACUGAAACCACGGCGGAGGUUUCUCAGGGAUUAAAACACGUUGUCGGAUGGCUUAAACAGGCAUCCGUAGAAGUAAGAGAAGCUGGGAAGCGGGCCGUCUCGCAAAUUCAGAAUAAUACGCCUAAUUUGUUACAUCUUCACACAACAACUCUUAUUCGGCAAGCAAACGAUCGGAAUACUGGCAGCAUGACGGGAGCAGUGGAUAAAUUAACUCUCAUUCAUUAUAACGAUGUGUAUAAUAUCGAUGCCAACAGCAAAUCCGAACCAAUUGGUGGAGCUGCACGUUUUUGCACGGCGGUUAGAUCCUUUAGUCACUUAAAUCCUCUUGUCUUGUUUAGUGGUGAUGCAUUUUCACCUAGCAUGCUAAGUACUUUUACAAAGGGCGAACAGAUGAUUCCUGUAUUGAAUACUGUUGGAACUCAUUGUGCGGUGUUUGGAAACCAUGACUUUGAUCAUGGCUUGGAUAUUUUAAACGAAUGGGUUGAAAAGACAAAUUUUCCAUGGUUGAUGUCCAAUGUAGUUGAUAAUGAAACCGGACGGCCGUUAGGUGGUGGUAAAAUUACACACAUUAUGCAUCACAAUGAGGUGAAAGUAGGACUGAUUGGUUUAGUGGAAAAGGAAUGGCUUGAUACGCUUCCUACGAUUGAUCCAAAUGAAGUAACUUAUAUUGAUUUUAUUAAGGCUGGAAAUCAACUAGCAGAUGAACUGCACAAUCAGGGUUGCGAUAUUAUUAUAGCUUUAACGCAUAUGCGUACACCUAAUGACAUCGAGUUGGCCAAACAUAGUGGACGUAUAGAUCUUAUCUUAGGUGGACAUGAUCAUGUAUAUGAAAUAUUAAAUAUUGACGAUACUCAUGUAAUAAAAUCUGGUACAGAUUUUAGGCAAUUUUCAAAAAUCGGUAUAAGCUUAAAUCGCAAUCAGAAUGGCAAAAUUAACAUCAAUGUGGAGAAAGUAGAUGUGAACUCCACAAAAUAUUCGGAAGAUUCCGAGCUGAAAAAUGAACUAAAAAAAUAUUCGGAAACUAUUGAAUCCAAAAUGGAUGAAGUGCUUGGAACGUUUGCUGUGGAAUUGGAUGGAAGGUUUUCUGCUAUUCGUACAUCUGAGACCAAUCUUGGAAAUUGGAUUUGUGAUGUGGCUCUGGCAGCCACCGGAGCUGACUGUGUUAUCAUCAAUUCUGGUACGUUCCGUUCCGACCAAAUUCAUCCGGCUGGACCGUUUACUAUGCGUGAUUUGAUCAACAUCAUACCGAUGCAAGACCCAUUGAUUGUGCUGGAAGUUACGGGAAAAAUUUUACAUCAAGCGCUUGAAAAUUCGGUGUCAACGUAUCCUAAAUUGGAAGGAAGAUUUCCUCAGAUAGCCGGAAUGUCAUUCGUCUUUGAUCCUACAAAAAAGCCUGGCGAACGAGUAGAACCGAAAUUAAUUCGACUUGGCGACGAAUGGUUAAAUCUAGAACAAAUAUAUACGCUAUGUGUUAAAAGCUACAUAUACGGAGGAUGUGAUGGGUACAACAUGUUCAAAGAAUGCCGCGUGCUCAUGGAUGACGAUGCUGCACCAGAACUUGGGUUAGCCAUUCAGAAUCAUUUCAAAGCCAUCGAUGUACGUUUGGGAAAAACUCAUCACACUAAACAUCGCCAGUCCCUUGUAACUCUGUCACGACGUCACAGCAUGGUACAAAUGCUUGAAAAUCUAGAGUUGGAUGGCCCCACUCCAAUCAGACGGAAAUCGUCAGUAACAUUGCCGAAAAUGGAACAUAUUUGUAACAAUCGAGGAAAGCUUUUACGUCGCGCUUCGUUGGAUGAUUUGGAACAAAACAGCUGCCAACUUGCACCAACAAUUCAACACAGAAUUAUUAUGAUCCAAAAUCAAGAACACAUUCAAGAGAUGAUUUUAAGGCGGGAAACAAUUGAAAAUAAUUCUGUGAUUAAAGAAACAGACGAACUUACUCCAUAAGUUAUUAUAUUGUUUAAAUCGUUGUACAUCUGUUGCGCAAUUGUUAAAGUAUGAUGAAUAUAAAUCAAAAAGAUGUGGUUAUUAUGCAAUCUGUAUUGGUGAAGCCCUGUAAAUAUAUUUUAAUAUUCAUUUUCAAAAUGAAUUAUCCUUAA
Messenger RNA from Anopheles merus, 2606 nucleotides. RefSeq names its product trifunctional nucleotide phosphoesterase protein YfkN. Gene Ontology annotation, molecular function: hydrolase activity. The record is from RefSeq and is a predicted model, not a curated record. Gene Ontology annotation, biological process: nucleotide catabolic process. NCBI's taxonomy places the organism in Eukaryota, Metazoa, Arthropoda, Insecta, Diptera, Culicidae. The coding region runs from base 433 to 2454 and encodes 673 amino acids. The transcript is spliced from 8 exons.